Molecule: messenger RNA, 1660 nt
Organism: Musca vetustissima
Lineage: Eukaryota; Metazoa; Arthropoda; Insecta; Diptera; Muscidae
Gene: TkR99D
Product: tachykinin-like peptides receptor 99D
Exons: 8
Biological process (GO): G protein-coupled receptor signaling pathway
Cellular component (GO): plasma membrane
Molecular function (GO): tachykinin receptor activity
Source: RefSeq, a predicted model, not a curated record
UAUUGUCAUUGCCGUUAUAAUUUGUUAUUUAUUUACUCGUAAUUCAUUCGUCUCUUUUCUCUUUUUUUUUUUGUUUUCCCUUUGCAGUGACAUUUCCUUCAUAUUGCCAUGGUGGCGCCAAGUCCUGUGGAGUAUCCUUUACGGUGUUAUGGUCAUUGUGGCGACCGGUGGCAACUUAAUUGUUGUAUGGAUUGUCAUAACAACAAAACGGAUGAGAACUGUCACAAAUUACUUUAUAGUAAAUUUAUCAAUAGCUGAUGCGAUGGUGUCGAGCCUUAAUGUCACGUUCAGCUAUAUUUACAUGCUGGACAAUAAUUGGGCUUUCGGACAGCUCUACUGUAAAAUAUCCCAAUUUAUUGCAACGCUCAGUAUAAGUGCAUCGGUAUUCACUCUGAUGGCGAUAUCAAUCGAUAGGUAUGUGGCCAUAAUGAAGCCUUUGAAACCACGUAUGAGCAAACGCAGUAAUUUGGGCAUUGCCGCCGUUAUCUGGAUUGCCUCGGCCAUCAUAUCGUGUCCGAUGCUGUUGUUCUACACCACCGAGGAUAUAUCCAGCAAGGAUGGCAUACGGACGGUUUGUUUUCCUGAAUGGCCAGAUGGUACAAUGAAUCAUUCCAAUCAGGAGUAUAUCUACAAUAUUUUAUUUAUGAUACUCACAUAUUUUCUACCCGUCAUAUCAAUGACCGCUACCUACUCACGUGUCGGCUUGGAGUUAUGGGGUUCCAAGGCCAUUGGUGAAUAUACACCGCGCCAGGUGGAGAAUGUCAAAAGUAAACGUCGUGUGGUUAAAAUGAUGAUGGUUGUGGUUUUAAUAUUUGUCGUCUGCUGGCUGCCGUUCCAUGCAUAUUUCAUUGUUACAUCCUGUUAUCCGGCCAUUACUGAGACACCCUUUAUACAGGAGGUAUACCUGUUCAUAUAUUGGCUGGCAAUGAGUAAUUCCAUGUACAAUCCGAUUAUAUACUGUUGGAUGAAUUCGCGAUUUCGUUUUGGCUUUAAAAUGUUUUUCCGCUGGUGUCCAUUUGUCCAUGUCGGUGCUGAGAGUCUAAAUCGUCGUGAUAACCUGACAUCACGCUAUUCAUGCUCCGGUUCACCUGAUCACAAUCGCAUCAAACGUAAUGAUACUCAACGUUCAUUCCUGUACACAUGUCCUGGUUCGCCAAAAAGUCGACGCAUAUCCCACAGUGGCAUCCUUCGCAGUUCAACCAUUUUAACAACGCAUCGUGAUAACAGUCGUCACUCGGCACCCAUAACAACUACAACAACAAUGAUUCCCAGCACUUGUAAUAUAAGUGGUGGUAAUUAUUCACAGCAGCUGCAUCAGCAUCAUCAUCAGCAGCACCAUCUACAUCAUCAUUCGCAUCCUCAUCACAAUUCCUAUCAUCAGCGUAACAGUGUGAAGUUGGCCAGUAAUUCACAUGAAUUGGCGGCGCUGACCGGUAAUGGACCCCUCCACUUGUACUCGGCCAAUUCAAAAGAAAAAUUGCUUAAAUCAAAUCUUAGAUCGAAUGGUGGCGGUGGUAAAUGGACAAUGGCAACAACAACAAUAGCCGCCAAUACGGGGACCACACCAACAAAUGAGAAUGUGGUGGGGCCGUGUCCGACAGCGUUUAAUGGUGUAAGUGAUACAAAUUAUUUGGCCAAUCGAACGGCUUUAAUGUCUUGA